AUGCGUCAACGCGCUGUCAAGAGCGACGUCGAUGACGGCGAUCACGCAAACGAGAAUGUGGUCGCCCGCUCAGCGCGUCGUGUUUUGAAAAAUGUGGAUGUGUAUCCUAAGAUGCAUCGUGAAUUUAAAGUGCAAACAGAAGUUGGUGCCACAGUGUCCAUCGUAGCUGGCAUCAUCAUGAUCGCCCUCUUUUUAUCAGAGCUGAGCGCAUACUUGCGCGUCUACACUCACGAGCACAUGGUAGUAGACUCAACACUGGGCGAAAAGCUUCAAGUGAACCUAGAUGUGAGCUAUCUGGCAAUUAACUGCCAUGACGCACACAUCAACGCCAUGGAUGUGGCCGGGGAGUUGCAGGUUAAUAUGCAUCAAACGAUCAUCAAGACGCGACUAGACGCCAGAGGAAUCCCCAUCUCCACGACUACUGAGGAGCUUACCAAGACAGAGUUGCCGACUGAUUAUUGUGGUAGCUGCUAUGCAGCAAAGCAUCCGGCGGGCAAAGUGUGCUGCAAUACCUGUGACGAGGUGAAGGAGGCUUUUAUUCAUAGUGACCAGUCACUUGAAGAGGCUGAAAGUAAGGAACAGUGCGUGCGUGAAACCAUCGAGACUGAGAAACGAGCUCAAGAUGGCGAAGGGUGCCGCUUCACGGGUAAAAUGCUAGUAAAUCGUGUGGCUGGCAACUUUCACGUUGCGCUUGGACGCACGUUUCAUCGUCAGGGACGACUUGUGCACCAAUUUCGACCCGGCCAAGAGCAGUCCUACAAUUCAAGCCACAUAAUCCACAGUUUGUCAUUCGGUGAUCCCGUUCCUGGCGUCACUGGGCCUCUUGACGGUGUCUGGAAGACUGCUGAGCAAGCUGGUGGCGUUUUUCAGUACUACAUCAAGAUCGUCCCGACAAUUUAUAGCGACAAAAUCAACGAAAAUGCCUUUCAUUCGUACCAGUUUUCUGUGACCCAGCAGAGCAAUUAUUUCGAUCCGUUUGGGCAGAUGACGUCACUUCCAGGAACAUUUUUUGUGUUUGAAAUCUCUCCAUUUAUGGUUAAGGUUGAAAAUGAUCGAGUUCCGCUCACUCACUUUUUGACCAAAAUAUGCGCAAUAAUUGGCGGCGUGAUCUCGAUCGCUGGAUUUGUAGACUCGUUCAUGUACAACUCGCUUCAUGUUCGCCGUCAAUCGACAAUCGGCGGAGAGACUGUACGCAAUGCUGCCGAACGAUUGCGGAACCUUUUGCGCGCUGCCCGAUACCCACAGCUAAGUGCUUUACGUCUUGAAAAUGGAGAUGUGUCGGAUCUAUUGCGCGUGUUGCACUAUGUGCUUCUAGACUCAUCGCUACUUGUGGCUCAAUUCCUAGUCGACCGAGGUUACGAUUUGUACGGCAAAACAGACGUGCGCUUUGUGGAGAGCGCUUUUCGCUUAUUACGCGAUGAAUUUUUGUGUUUUCCAGCGCUAAGCGUUAAUCAAUUUCUGUCUCGGCAAUUUGUGGCUCGAAGAAUCUCCAUUGUGGCGGAAGCAGCGGCAGCAGUGGCGAAAAAACAUCACGAGCUGCAGAUGCAGAAACGCAGUGAGGAGGCUGUGUGGUCUCUGGCCCAAACUCAAGACAGAAUGCGCAAUAUAAAGCCCAGGGUAGAAAAUCAUGCGCUUCCCGCGUCGAUAUCCAACCACGCCGCCAGUAUCCUGCAGCAUUUGAAGUUGCAGCCUCAAAAUUUUCCAAAAACUCAAAUACCGCCGGUGCAGAUUCAACAAAUUGAACAGGUGCCGCCAGCACCAAUUAUUUCAGGAUUGCAGGUGGCAGUGCAAUCCGCGAGCGACAAAAUAACUGAAGAGGUACAUGAUAGCAGAAAAGCAUCAACGACAUGCAGUUGCGCUGAAAAUACCGACACAGUGAUCACGGCAAUUGCUGAUCUUGCUCGUCUAGUCAGCGAAAUCACAGGCGCUCUAACGAACAAAUUAUCUAAUGUUGAAGAUCGUUUAGGUCGCAUAGAAGACCAACUGCAUGGUAUACAAGCAGCGGUGACUGAGCAGCAAUCAUUAGUACAAAAAUUGGACUUACAUCCCAAUCGAGGAGGAGAUGACACAGCGAGUCCUUGCGAUGAUAAGUUGCCGGGAGUUCACAAGUAUUGCAAUCCAGAACAUCGAUGUCCUGGUCUGAUCCCAAUUUGUAAGACAGACACUUCCAGUGCGGGCGCAUCAAGUAAGUGUGUGCAGAUCGAGGCGGUAACAAUAUAG
This is a messenger RNA of Plasmopara halstedii, 2220 nucleotides long. Its product is annotated as endoplasmic reticulum-golgi intermediate compartment. The transcript has 11 exons. Bases 1 to 2220 code for a protein of 739 amino acids. Gene Ontology annotation, cellular component: endoplasmic reticulum; COPII-coated ER to Golgi transport vesicle. NCBI's taxonomy places the organism in Eukaryota, Oomycota, Peronosporomycetes, Peronosporales, Peronosporaceae. The record is from RefSeq and is a predicted model, not a curated record.